Messenger RNA from Rhinocladiella mackenziei CBS 650.93, 1719 nucleotides. RefSeq lists its product as uncharacterized. Gene Ontology annotation, molecular function: DNA-binding transcription factor activity, RNA polymerase II-specific; zinc ion binding. The record is from RefSeq and is a predicted model, not a curated record. NCBI's taxonomy places the organism in Eukaryota, Fungi, Ascomycota, Eurotiomycetes, Chaetothyriales, Herpotrichiellaceae. Bases 1 to 1719 code for a protein of 572 amino acids. Gene Ontology annotation, biological process: regulation of DNA-templated transcription. The transcript has a single exon.
AUGAUAAAAGGACUUCAUCAAGUGUCCCAGCAAGUCUCGAGAGAAUCCAGCAUUGUCCUCGAUAAUCAGAAGAGUAUGAAUUCUCCCGUGGAGGGACCAUCACCUACAACGCUAGCGUCUUUUUGGAACGGGUUGAGAGCAGAAGAACCCCGGCAUCUGGAUUGGCCACUCGUGCCGCCCAAAGCCAGCUUCGGCGCGAGGUCACAGCAGAUGCGGAAGCGGAGAUCUUGUGAUCGAUGCUACAAUUACAAGUAUAAAUGUGCUUUCAAAUCAUCCGCCGGCACGUGCACACAAUGUGAGCGCUCCAGAGUCGUCUGCACAACAUUACGUUCGCGACUUCGGCCAGGUCGCAAGCCAGCCCCUGGACAAGUUGGUCCCAAUGGGUCCGUCCAUGUAUGGGAUAUCGGUCAUCUGUCUGGCGUCGACGACAACAGCCAACGAGCCCAAGACACCCAAAGCCCUGCAUUAGAUUCUAAUACCGAGCUUGGCAAUAGGUCAAACGAAUUCCCCCGCCACGGUUCCGAUAAUAAUCGACAAAUUAUCGAACUGAGCACGGCGGCUCAAUCACCGCCAAAACUGUCAAUAGCUCUAGAGGUGUGCUCGAGUGCCUCCCUAGAGCGCCUGUUCCUCCUUCAGAUAUCCAAUGUCAGUUGCUUUUACGCGGCCAAUGACAUUUUUAUGAUCGGACCGACCUUUGCUCCCAGUUUCCAUACCGCUCUUCGAUAUACACGGGACUGUUCGUCGAUCUCAUUGGAGGGUGCCUACCGAGCAAUGUCCACUGCGCUCAUAUGGGCACGACAUCUCGCCGUUUCGUGGGAUCGAGUCGACAUAUCCGGGAGCGUGCUCUCGCUGCGGGAACUCCGCACCGCAAAUAUCUGCGGCAUUCUGGAGGCUUUGGCCGUCACCACUUUGGGCCAGACAUUGGCGGCUUUCGACGUAAUUACCGCAUGUAGCGGGCGGUCAGCAAUGAUACUGCGCCACAGCUUGACCUUGAUCAAGCCCUGGUACCCAGCGCUAGCGUCAACUUCGGAAUUCGAUUCCAUUACCAUUACACCCAUAUUCUGGGACACGGUGCACUGCUUGCUAAGACGUGAAUUGCCAGUGGUCAAAUACAUUGCCAGAAGAGAAGCUCAUGUUGUUGAUCGAAUGGCCGGACUGUGCACCGGUCUAUUGCCCAUUCUCUACGACUUGUGCGUUACGCACAACGAGUUGUCGCAGACCGCCAACCGCUCCGAAGAGAAAAUCGUCACUUUGCAAAGAAUUACGGAAAGGUUGUCUUCAUGGGUUCCGCCGUUGCCACUGGAUCAUAUCUGCCAUUUCUCUUACCUGGAGAUGGCUGCCAUGAGAGCCCAGGCUCGUAUGUACCGUUCGGCCGCAUUACUGGUCAUUCAUCGGAUUAUUCAUCCGAUUGGGAGUGAGGAUGGUAUCGCCAAGUUGUAUGCUGACAGUAUCUUGCUCACACUGUCGACAUAUAUCGCUCUGGCCGGGCCAGGCCGGAAGCUUCAGCACGUUGUCUUUCCUGUUUUCGUGGCCAUGCUCGAAACUCGGAAUGCAUCACAAGAGAUUUGGAAAAGCCUGUCGUUGCUGAGUAUCACUCCCAUGUGCAUGAAUAAGCUGUCAGCCUUCGUUGAAUUCAACUGGGAGAAACGGCACUCCGGCUUCACUGGAUCUAUUUUCGAUCUGAUUGGAAGUGACCCAGGUUUUGUUAUUGUCCCAUAG